GCGGCCAUGUUCCAGCACGACAUGCUGGAGGCCGCCUGCGGCCGGGUCAGCAUCGCCGACGUGGAGGCUCCGGUGAUGAGGCAGCUGCUGGCCUACAUGUACACCCUCCAGACGCCGCAGCUGUCCAGCACGGCCCCGCAGCUGCUGGCGGCGGCGGAUAAGUACGGCCUGACGGCACUGAAGGCUGCCUGCGAGCGGCAGAUGGCCGCUCAGCUGGACGUCGAGAACGCGGCGGCCGCAGCUGUCGUAGCGGUGAGGCACUCCUGCCCCCAGCUGACCGCGGCUGCCGUCGCCUUCAUAAACGCCAACCGCCAGGUCUUGUCAACCCGGGGCUGGGCAGAGGCGAUGAGGAACCACCUAGAACACGUCAUCGAAGUGACCAGGCUGCUCAGCGAGACACCAGCGGAAACUGGGUCGGCGGGCAGUGGGGGGACCGCGGGGGCUGUGCGGCACGGCAGGUGGGGCCGCACACCCGUGGCUACCGUAGCGCCCAUGGUACCUCUCAGCGGUGCCCCGCCCGACGACGCCGACGCCUCUCGCAUGCGCCCUCCAUCCGCUGGAGACAAGAAGAAGGCGGGCACCACUCAGCCGCAGAGCAAACACAGCCGGACUCCUGCCGCAGCCGCGGCGCCCGUGGCUGCUCCACCCUCUGCCUCGUCUGAUGCGACCGCCGCUUGUCGCACGCCCACGCCAACCACUGGAGACGGUAAGACGGUCGCCUCCAUUCAGCCACACACCAAACAGGAUCAGACACGUGUUGCAGCUGUGGCGCCCACGGCUCCUCAGCCCACUCCUCCAUAUGAUGACGCCGUCGCCUCUCGCAUGCGCCCGCCAGCCGCUGGAGACAAGAAGAAGACGGCCGUGUCUCAGCCGCAGAGCAAACACAGCCGGACUCCUGCCGGAGCCGCGGCGCCCGCGGCUGCUCCACACACUGACCCAUCUGACGCGGCCGUCCCUUGUCUUACUCCCCCUCCAUCCGCUGGAGACAAGAAAAAGGCGGGCACCACUCAGCCGCAGAGCAAACACAGCCGGACUCCUGCCGCAGCCGCGGCGCCCGUGGCUGCUCCACCCUCUGCCUCGUCUGAUGCGACCGCCGCUUGUCGCACGCCGACGCCAGCCGCUCCAGACACCAAGACGGCCGCCACCACUCAGCCACACAGCCAACACGACCAGACACGUGUUGCAGCUGUGGCGCCCACGGCUCCUCAGCCCACGCCUCCAUACGAUGACGCCGUCGCCUCUCGCAUGCGCCCGCCAGCUGCUGGAGACAAGAAGAAGACGGCCGCCACUCAUACGCAGAGCAAACACAGCCGGACUGCUGCCGCAGCCGCGGCGCCCGUGGCUGCUCCCCCCUAUAGCCCGUCUGAUACUGCCGUCGCUUGUCUUACCCCCAGACCGGCCUCUGGAGACAGCAGGACGGCCACCACCACCAUCACCACCACCAGCAGCACCACCAGCACCACCAUCACUACCACCAGCACCACGAGUCUGCCGCCCGGCGACCGCGGCGACCCCUGCCCAACUGCUGCUGCAGCUGCGCCCCUCACGACUCCACGCUCCACGCCGCCUGUGGAUGGUGCUGCCGUCUCUCGCCUACGGAGACUUUCUGGUGAAGAGAAGGGCAGGAGGCUGAUCGAGGCGGCUAAAGUGGGGGCAGUGACGGACGUGCAGACGUUGCUGGCGGCAGGAGCAGACCUCGAGGUGAGGGACAGUGACGGGUACACCGCCCUGCACUGGGCAGCGGAGAGGGGGCACGUCGAUGUGGCGAGGUGUCUGCUGGAGGGUGGCGCCGAGGUGGACGCCACCAACGACAGUCGGACCACGCCUCUGCACAGGGCUGCACAGAGCGGCCACGCCGCCGUGGUGCGGCUGCUGGUGGCGUCCUCCGCCCGCACCGACGCCAGGAACCGGUGGGGGUGGACGCCGCUGCACUGGGCGGCAGUGCGUGGCCACGCGGAGGCGGCGGCGGCGCUGCUGGAGGCGGGCGCCGACAGGAAAGCUACGACUGACGAACUGUACACACCGCUUGACUUCGCCAGGCAUAAGCACCACCAACAUCUGAUAAGCAUGCUAAGAUAAACCCAUCAACGCAUUAAAUUUUCCUGGCGGAAAACGAAUCGAGUUUCAGUAGAUGAAUUUUCUGUAUUUUUAAAAUAAGGAGUAUGAAAAAGUUAA
Schistocerca americana (American grasshopper) is the source of this 2175-nucleotide messenger RNA. RefSeq names its product ice-structuring glycoprotein-like. The coding region runs from base 7 to 2079 and encodes 690 amino acids. The transcript has 10 exons. The record is from RefSeq and is a predicted model, not a curated record. Gene Ontology annotation, molecular function: protein binding. NCBI's taxonomy places the organism in Eukaryota, Metazoa, Arthropoda, Insecta, Orthoptera, Acrididae.